AUGUCAACGCCAAUUACAGAAGGUCCAGUUUAUCUAUGUGAUCGCUCUUCCCAGGCGGCAUUUAGGAACUUUGUUCAAACCAGAGAUGGAAUGGAUGAAAGUGUACAGGGGGAAAAGUAUACAGCGGGAAAGCCUUCAACAUCUUUUGAAUUCCUCUUAUCUCAUUUAUACUUUACUUUGCAAAUUAAAAAGGUGAAGGUAGGACUAGUGUACAUGUGAUGCCUUAAAAAUUCCUUUAUAAAGCUGUAUUGGUAUAUAUUUACAGAAAAGUUGUGUGAACCAUUAACAGAUGGGUUUUAUAGGGGAAAAUUGUAUCAACUUCAAUACAAAAAAAAAAUCCUGCAAAACUUGGACUCUAGAAAAAAAAUCAUGCAGGCGUUUAUCCUCGAAAAAAAAAUCCUGCACGGAAAUUUUUCUGCUCCCGCCCUCCGGGUUUUUCUAAUGGUCCGCCCCUUAGCUUCUGAAAUCUGUGGUGAUUUGACGAAAGAGAUUGAUAACAAUUUAAACAAUUAUUCGCCGAAGGCGAGGUGAUUAUCGGGGAAUAUUCGCCGAGACGAAGUCGAAGGUGAAUAUUCCCCGAUAAUCACCGAGCCUGAGGCGAAUAAUUGUUUUAGUAUUUUUGUGUUUUUUGGGACUGAAUUUAUUACAAUUUCGCUUAUUUCUUUAUCAGUAACUUCCACAAAACGGCUAGUCGCCAUUUUGAAGAUUUCGUUUUUGUUAUAUUCAACUGUAGGUGAAUAUAACAGGUUAAUACGUCAAAUUUGACCAAUCAACUGGUAGGAUUUGUUAUGUUCACUUGUGCAAAAAUAAUAAUACUCCUUGUUCGAGCGCUUUAAUUGUUUAAGUUUUCUGAACUUAGUGAGGAAAUAGUCAUAACCGAACUGCGUAAUCUUGAAACAUCGAAAUCAACCGGUAUUGAUAUGAUACCAGCUCGAGUUCUUAAGAUAUCUGCAGAUAUUAUUGCACCAUCAAUAACCUGGAUAUUUAGUAUUUCUUUAAGAACAGGAAUUUUUAUUGAUAGUUGGAAGAAGGCUUGUGUGAUUAGCAAUUUAUAA
Messenger RNA from Paramuricea clavata, 1055 nucleotides. NCBI's taxonomy places the organism in Eukaryota, Metazoa, Cnidaria, Anthozoa, Malacalcyonacea, Plexauridae. The record is from the annotation of a GenBank genome assembly.